Parnassius mnemosyne (clouded apollo) is the source of this 2787-nucleotide messenger RNA. The record is from the annotation of a GenBank genome assembly. NCBI's taxonomy places the organism in Eukaryota, Metazoa, Arthropoda, Insecta, Lepidoptera, Papilionidae.
GAUAAAUGAUAAUUUUUAGGCAGAAUUCAUUAGAAUUCUAUUUGUUUUUAUAUUCCGUGUCCGUGACCAAUAUCAAAAGUUUCAAGAGAAGCCAUAAUAUUCUAUUAAGAGAAAGUGCCAUAAAUUCUAAAAAGAAGAAGAGGAGAAUACCAAUCCCCCCUUUAGGGUUAUAUGUGUUGUGAUACCAAUAUAUUAAAGCUAGAAACAAAUGGCCUUUAAUGAAAUUUGUAGAAUUUGUUUAAGCGUUAAUGUACGCAUGUUUAUACUAAAGGAGACUGCCCUCCGAAAUGUAUAUAAAACGUUGACGAACAUUUUUGUGGAUGAGGAUGAGGGGCCCAUAACUGUCUGUUUCAUCUGUCAUGCAAGACUCAUUCGUUGCAGAAGAUUACAACAACAGGCUAUUGAGUCAAAUGCAGUUCUGGAGCAGUUGCUAUCAGGAGGGUCCAUGUCAAUACCAAAACCGCAAGAGGCUAAAGAUAAGAUUCAAUUCUCACCAAUUUGCCAUGUAGAUAUCAGGCCAGUAGAAUGUGAUACAGAAAUUGAUUGUAAGGAUGAAAUUUUUAUUCUUGAAUCUGUUAAAAUUGAGGAAGAGAAUUUCGAAAAUGGGAAUUCCAAAUUUGAAGAAAAUGAGAAUUAUGAAAUAGAGAUUGCUGGAAAAGCAGAAGAAUUGGAGAUUGAUGCUUUUGGAGAUAGACAAACGGAUUCAGAGAAUGACUUGCCACUAAUAAUUGCAUUUGGUUCAAAAAGUAAAGAGAAAUCGAAGACUGUAGAACUAAAACAAAAACGCAGAAAUAAUAAAAAAGAUGAUGAUAACAUAGAACCGUCUGAGAAAAAGAUUAAAUCAAAAUGUGAUAGUAACAUAAACGACGUACGUAAAGAAAACCUCGAUUCUGAAAGCCCUACUAUUAAAUCAAACCCUAAAAUGAAAAAAGGUAAUCAACCAAUUAACAAAAAAGGAAAGCAUUCUGCGAAGAUUAUAAAAAAGAAAAUUAUGAAACAAAAGAGUGUAAAUAUACUUACGAAAAAAACAUCAGGGGCAACAACAAAAUACAUCUUUGAAUGUGAUGGUUGUAACAAAAAAUUUUCAACAAAAGACAUUCUCGCCAAACACAUAUCAUACAGUGAAUAUAAAUGCAUUAAAAAAAGUACUUUGCAAAGACAUAUGAAAAUACAUACCGGAGAAAAACCUUUUUCGUGUAAUAUCUGUGAAUAUAAAUGUAUUACAAAAAGUAAUUUGCAAUUCCAUAUAAUUAGAAAACACACUGUAGAAAAACCUAUUUCGUGUCAUAUCUGUGAAUAUAAGUGUUUUGCAAAAAGUAAUUUGAAAACACAUAUUAUGAAAAUGCACACCGGUGAAAAACCUUUUUCGUGUAAUAUCUGUGAAUUUAGAUGUACUUUAAAAAGUAGUUUGCAAAAUCAUAUGAAAAUACACACUGGAGAAAAACGUUUUUCGUGUAAUAACUGUGAAUAUAGGUGUAUUACGAAAGAUAGUUUGAAAUACCAUGUUAUUCAAAAACACACCGGAGAAAAACCUUUUUCGUGUAAUAUCUGUGAAUAUAAAUGCAUUAAAAAAAGUACUUUGCAAAGACAUAUGAAAAUACAUACCGGAGAAAAACCUUUUUCGUGUAAUAUUUGUGAAUACAAAUGUAUUACAAAAAGUAAUUUGCAAUUCCAUAUAAUUAGAAAACACACCGGAGAAAAACCUAUUUCGUGUCAUAUCUGUGAAUAUAAGUGUUUUGCAAAAAGUAAUUUGAAAACACAUAUUAUGAAAAUGCACACCGGUGAAAAACCUUUUUCGUGUAAUAUCUGUGAAUUUAGAUGUACUUUAAAAAGUAGUUUGCAAAGUCAUAUGAAAAUACACACUGGAGAAAAACCUUUUUCGUGUAAUAACUGUGAAUAUAGAUGUAUUACGAAAGAUAGUUUGAAAUACCAUGUUAUUCAAAAACACACCGGAGAAAAACCUUUUUCGUGUCAUAUCUGUGAAUAUAAAUGUAUACGAAAAAGUUAUUUGAAAACACACAUUUUAAUUCACACCCGUGAAAAGCCCUUUUCGUGUAAUAUCUGUGAAUAUAAAUGUAUUACAAAAAGUAUUUUGCAAAGGCAUAUGAAAAUACACACUGGAGAAAAACCUUUUUUGUGUAAUAUCUGUGAAUUUAGAUGUAAAAGAAAAGAUAAAUUGCAAAAUCAUCUAAAAAUACACACUGGAGAAAAACCUUAUUCGUGUCAUAUCUGUGAAUUUAGAUGUAUUAAAGAAAGAAAGAAAGAAAGAAAGGUAUAUUCUCCAAAAUUUCGCCAUCACAGAUAACAUAAAAAAGAAACACAUAAUUUACAAAUAAUAUUGGCUAUACAAUACAAAUUACAAUAUACUACAUAUUACAAACUAUACAAUACCAAUACUCAUAUGUGUCAAGGCGUCAUCUGGGAACAGGAGCACACUCAGCAUAAUGCCAUGAAUUUUUUUUUUCUCUCCAUGGCGCUGAUUUUCAGUGUGUCCAACCAGUGACUUACCGAAAUCAGUGCUAUACGUAUACUCAUGACAGAAUUAUGCACAACAAGGGGGAAAGAAACAGUAACUAUCUUAAGUGAGAGGGAGAGAGUAGAGUUCAAGGUCGAAUGCCACUUCGACACAGCACGUCCCGUUUAUGUUGCUUUCAGACGCUCUUAGAAGGGCUAUACGAACACUACAAAAGGGGAGAUUAUUAAAAUACUAUAAAGGGCUAUAUACUACAAAAGGGAAAUUAUUAAAAUACUAUAAAGUGCUAUAUAAUAAAAUGACCAGAUAAUUUG